Monopterus albus (swamp eel) is the source of this 2283-nucleotide messenger RNA. RefSeq names its product butyrophilin subfamily 3 member A2. Gene Ontology annotation, cellular component: external side of plasma membrane. The record is from RefSeq and is a predicted model, not a curated record. Bases 1373 to 2131 code for a protein of 252 amino acids. The transcript is spliced from 4 exons. Gene Ontology annotation, biological process: positive regulation of T cell proliferation; negative regulation of T cell proliferation; T cell costimulation. NCBI's taxonomy places the organism in Eukaryota, Metazoa, Chordata, Actinopteri, Synbranchiformes, Synbranchidae.
GUGGUAGCUAUAACACUUGCUUCAAACUACAUACGUCUGUCUAUUAGUCUGUACAAAAUUGUUCAGCUCAUAUAUCACUGGAUAACUGGUUUGGCGUUCCUUGAAGAGAUUGCUGAGGUGUGCUACUCUAGGAUUACACUGCGAUAACCAAUCUGAUCUGGUGCUACAUCAAAGAAAAAGCUGUGUAACACCCCCAUGUAACUGUAGAGGACUGUGGCAGCAAGUUUGAACAGUGCACAAAGGUUAACACAUCUGGUGCUGCAGGGACUGUGUUCUAUGACAACUCAGCCUGCAGCCAAAGACAGAGAUUAAAGACACUGCAACACAAUUGGUGGAUUUAACUAGAAUAAAUGGGUAGGCUAUAAAACAAUCAAGACUUUUAAAGGCAAUUUCAAAUAGCAAACAUUUCACAACUACAUGUCACAAGAUGCAUUUAUAGCAGCCACCAUAGCCUAGUAAUAUAGCAGCAAUAGUAUAGUAACACCAAAAAAUAGACACUAUUAUGGCUCAUCCAAAUUGUACAGCUAUAAUAUCACAGGACACACAGAUAGGGUAUACUUGUGCCGUUUACUUUUUUCUGUAGACAUUUUUCACUGCAACACACUGUUUAGCUACAGUACGUGUUAGUAUAUUGAGCCUGCCCUGUCGAAACACUCCUCAACAGCUCGCAUCCCUAAAUACAGCAUGGCAAUGAAAAAAAACAGCAAUGUGUAUCUAAUGAUCUGCAUGUUAGAACGUAGGCCCUGUUGAUCCUAAUUCCACUGGUCCAGAGCUGUGAAUUUCUCUCUGGUCUGUAACAACAGCAGCAGAAAUCUGCAAGCGCCAUCUUGCUUGUGUUAAACUAAAAAUGCUGCAUCCUUUUUUCUCCCGUUCUCCUCAGCAAUAUCGCCACACUGCAGCUGCAACGCUGCUGGACCAAGUGGGCCAGGUCGACGCGACAGCACCAAACAACACUGACAUUAGCAUUGCUAGAAAACUCCGUCGGUUUUAGACGCACAGGCCAUUCACAUUAAAGCCUGACUAAUUGUGUUGUAUUUGUGACGUUAACUGGUGUAUUUCGGGGGUAGUUUGAAACUGUCACUUUUUUUUUUUUUACCAAGGGAAACUAAUAAAACGAAUAUGCCAUUACUGUGCGUUACCUAGCGCAAACAGUCAGCACAUAACUGCUGCUACGCCAAUAAGUGUAAUGUUCUGGAAAAAAAGAUAGCUAGCUAACGUUGGCGCUCUAGAUUCAGUUCACGGUACUAGUUAGCUCACUUAGCUAUAUAAUUAGCCUAGUAAUAUUAAAAUAAAAGCGACCAACUUCCAGACUAACAGAGUGUUGAAAACUAUGUAAAAAAAUCACACCAAGCCAAACAAAAACAAAUCCAACAUGGCAGGUCCAAACUGCCACUCACUGACAUCUAACGGUAAUGAUGACGUGACGAUCGAAGGCCUCUUAGAAGACAGUGUCUUUCUUCCUUGCCUCUGCAUAAACGAAACCAAAGAAUUUAGCUUUGGGUGGCAAAAAGACGAGCAAAGCAAGGAUCCUGUGUCCUUAUUCAAGAUCUAUUCAGGAUUCUCUGACUUAUACAAAAGCAGGGCCAAAGUAUUUCUACAUGAGAACGGAAGUAACUGCUCUCUCCUCCUAACCAACAUCACAGCGAACGACCAGGGGAAAUACAGAUGUUGGUUUCAAAAUGGAAAAUACAGCCGAACCUUUAUACAUCUAAAGGUUUUUGCAAACUAUAAUGUUUGUCAGAAGAACUCUACCAGCAGCCAGGAUGGCAGUUUAAAUGUUUUCCAGUGUAAUGCAGAAGGACGUUACAGAGAGGCUGAGAUUCAGUGGUACUUGGAUGGACAAGUUCUUACAAAUUCAUCCUCAACUCACAUAACCCACACAUACACUCUGGAUGUUCGCCCUGGUCUCUACAGUUUCAGCAGCAAACUCGUCACUGAACUCAACUGGACCUCAGAACCCACAUGUCAGGUCAAGGCCAAAAACAUAUCAGCGAGAUCCAGCUGUGUCCCAGAGCCUGCACCUCAGCAAAGCAAUCAAGAACCACACGGUCUCAGGAAAUACUUAAAAGUCAUCCCCAUUGUGUUGGUGCUUGGAAUUUCCCUGGUCCUAUGGUGCCGCUGGAAACAGUAAUCUGUACAUAUUUGUUAUAAUGCCAGAGAUCUUUAUUCAAGAUAAUGUUCCUCCCUAUAAUUGAUCCUCACUGGCUAAACCAGAGUUGAAAAAUAUGUAUUUGCAGUUGAUGAAUCAAGUCACAACUAGUUUUGCUGUUUGUUAACAUUUGU